GUUGCAGAGACGCGGAGAGGAGCGCGUUCUCUGGCCGCUGCGUCCCCUGCCCCGGCGCCUUCCCGGCUCCCUCUCGUCUCGGGCAACUCCCAGCCGGUCCGGGGUGGAUAGCGCUCCGCGGCCCUCCAGGCCACUCACGGGCCCCGCGCGCCCUAACUGCCUGUAGCCCAGCCGGCCGCACUCGUCCCCGGAGCCGGGCCUAGGGCGCGCGGCGGCCGGGCUGGGCUCGGGGCGUCCCGAUGGCCGCGGCCGGCUGGCGCGACGGCUCCGGCCAGGAGAAGUACCGGCUCGUGGUGGUUGGCGGCGGCGGCGUGGGCAAGUCGGCGCUCACCAUCCAGUUCAUCCAGUCCUAUUUUGUGACGGACUAUGAUCCAACCAUUGAAGACUCAUACACAAAGCAGUGUGUGAUCGAUGACCGAGCAGCCCGGCUGGACAUUUUGGAUACAGCUGGACAAGAGGAGUUUGGAGCCAUGAGAGAACAGUACAUGAGGACGGGCGAGGGCUUCCUGUUGGUCUUUUCAGUCACGGAUAGAGGCAGUUUUGAAGAAAUCUAUAAGUUUCAGAGACAGAUCCUCAGAGUAAAGGACCGUGAUGAGUUCCCCAUGAUUUUAAUAGGCAAUAAAGCUGACCUGGACCAUCAGAGACAGGUAACACAGGAGGAGGGCCAGCAGCUAGCGCGGCAGCUCAAGGUCACGUACAUGGAGGCAUCGGCAAAGAUCAGGAUGAACGUAGAUCAAGCUUUCCAUGAACUCGUUCGGGUUAUAAGGAAGUUUCAAGAGCAAGAGUGCCCUCCUUCACCAGAGCCAACCCGGAAGGAAAAGGACAAGAAAGGCUGCCACUGUGUCAUUUUCUAAGAGUCCCCUGAGUUCUAGCUAACAACUGCCAGGGAAGCCCUCAUCUCUGUUACGGUUUACAUCACGCUGGUACCUUUGUAGCCUUAGACCGAUGCUCACCGUGUCAGCCUUACACCAGGAAGCUGCCUAGUCCUUUCUGCGAAGCUAAUGUCACGGUCUCUUCGAGACCCGUGUAAAGGAAACACUAAGGCCGCUUCAGACGUUAUCUGACUAAAACACACGUCUCCACACGCAGAUGCAUUCUGUAAGGGCUCACAUUUGAAUAGGGAUGAACCACGUUUGGAACCUGAGCUGUUUGCUAAGCUGAACUGACAGGUCGUGAGGUAACGUUAACUUCUGGAAUCAUGUUGCCCACUGUUACUCUAAAUAGAAACAUAGGGAAGGUUGGUUCUUUUGUUUUGGUUUUUUUUUUUUUAAUGUGAAUUUUUGCCUAUCUUUAAAACUUUUGAUGUCAACUUUCAUUAACCUUAAAUACACUGAAUGGAAUCUACAAAAGUGAGACAUCUCAGACCUUUCCUGAUGCUACGGCUUUUGUUUCUCCAGUGGCCAGAAUACCAAAACGCCUGCUGUAUUUAUGGAUUAAAAACUGCUGAUCAAGCCUUUGUUAUUAUGCCUCCUUCAAGAUGACAGUGUUCUCUGUGGCCAAAUGUUGGGGCUGAUGCUGUACUUAGGUGUUUCAGUGAACUUGACUUCUUUUCACAGCCGUGGUAAGGGUAAGAGUGAGUGGUUCCUGUCUGUCUUCCUUUUCAAGUAUUCCUGGUUAAACGAUUUAAAAAAAGAAAGAAAGAAAGAAAGAAAAAACCCAACCCACACAAACUAAAACUCUUUCUGUUUGAUGUGAUAUAAAAUAUGGUAUUGAUCUUUCCAGAGUAAGAUGAUUAAUGUUUUUUGCUAUAUACUUUUAUACGUUAUUUUCUUAUCAAACUAGUUAACAAGUAUUUUUAUAUGUUUGUAAGCGAAUAUGCUUUCACAGCGUACCUUGUGUAUAUGUAAAGAUGGGUAUUUAAUUCUCACUGUUAACU
This is a messenger RNA of Acomys russatus (golden spiny mouse), 1876 nucleotides long. RefSeq names its product RAS related 2 (gene Rras2). Gene Ontology annotation, biological process: signal transduction. The record is from RefSeq and is a predicted model, not a curated record. The coding region runs from base 240 to 854 and encodes 204 amino acids. Gene Ontology annotation, molecular function: GDP binding; GTPase activity; GTP binding. Gene Ontology annotation, cellular component: plasma membrane. The transcript has 6 exons. NCBI's taxonomy places the organism in Eukaryota, Metazoa, Chordata, Mammalia, Rodentia, Muridae.